AUGGUUGAGAUUGCAAACCAUGUCCUGAGGAGUUCGACUGCGAGCUUCGUCCGCCUAGCUCGACACCAUGCUUCCCGUCGCCUAGCAUGGCGCUCUCACGUCCGGUGGCAAUCCGCAAUCGCUACAGAUGCAUCCAAAACAGAAGGCAUCGCAGAAUCACAGCAAAGCCUAGCUGUCCCGUCGCAAGCGCGCUUCAACGAUAUUGGUGUCCAGCACCUCAGCGCCCAUGUGUAUAAACAGCUCUUUCCCGAUGGAAACCCCCCGCCGCCUUCAGAGCUCGUCGAACUAUCCAAAGACCACUUGCGCCGACACGAUUUGCUCGGCAAGAACACGGACAACAGCGACCCCAUUGCCUUCGAUCUACCAGAGCUCCAGGGACGCACACUGGACGAGCAUUUCCACAAGCUAGCCGUCGACUCUGCCGAGCCGUAUCUCUCUUUUGCCAAACAGUUUGCGAGGGCGAGUGCACCACCAAAACCUCGGAAAUGGGUUCGCCGAAGUGGCUGGACCAAAUACUACCCCGAUGGCCGAACCGAGGCAGUCGAUGCGCCAGACGAAUCCAUGCUCUGUUUUGAUACCGAAGUCAUGUGGAAGGAAAGUUCGUUUGCCGUCAUGGCCUGCGCCUCGAGCCCGACGGCAUGGUACGCCUGGCUAUCCCCUUGGCUCCUGGGCGAAUCCGAGUCUGAUCGGCACCUGAUACCAUUUGGCGAUCCGACGAAGGAGCGCAUAAUAGUAGGACACAAUGUUGGAUAUGACAGGGCGAGAAUAUUGGAAGAGUACGACGUGAAGCAGACUCGAAACUCUUUUUUGGACACCAUGUCGCUUCAUGUUGCUGUGAACGGCAUGUGCUCGCAGCAGAGACCGACGUGGAUGAAGCACAAAAAGAGUAGAGAAUUACGAGACAAAAUCGCGAGCGAAACAGACGACGUGCAGCUGGCGGAGCUUCUAGGCAACAGUGCUCUGCGGCAAGAGGAGGAGGAGUUGUGGGUGGAACGAAGCUCGGUCAAUUCUCUCCGCGACGUGGCCAAAUUCCACCUCGACGUUACCAUUGACAAGGCCGUUCGCGACGAAUUCGGCUCCCUCGACCGGGAUGGCGUUUUGAGCAAGUUGGACAACCUCCUCGACUACUGCGCUGCAGACGUAGCCAUCACUCAUAGAGUGUACCAGAUUGUGUUUCCAAACUUCUUGGACACUUGCCCUCAUCCUGUCAGCUUCGCUGCGUUGCGACAUCUUUCAUCCGUCAUUCUGCCUGUCGACAAGACAUGGGACGCCUACAUUCACAAUGCCGAGGCCACUUACCGAGAGCUCUCUGAUGCCGUACAGGAGCGUCUGAUUGGGCUUACUGAGCAGGCUCUUGCAAUCAAGGACGACCCCGAGAAAUGGGGAAACGAUCCAUGGCUGAAGCAGCUGGACUGGUCCGGCCAGGAGAUCAAGAUGGUCAAAGGGAAGAAGAAGAAUGACCCCCCACGACCAGCCGCGAGACAAAAGAAGCCGGGCAUGCCGAAGUGGUAUAAGGACUUGUUCCCGAAGAGCGAUGCGCCUAUUGCCAUCUCCGUGCGCACCCGCAUCGCGCCUAUUCUACUAAAGCUCUCGUGGGAUAACCACCCGCUUUUCUGGUCGGGCAAGUACGGCUGGACGUUCAGAGUGGCAUAUAACGAAGCAGAGGCAUACGAGCAGAAGCAAAUGAUCGAGUGCGAUUUCUCCGACUCUGACACCGAUGCGGCACUACUCAAAGAAGAGGGCAUCUUUUUCAAGCUCCCCCACAAGGACGGGCCCACGGCACGAUGUGUCAACCCGAUGGCCAAGAGCUAUCUCUCCUACUUUGAGAAGGGCACCUUGUCGUCAAAGUAUGCGUACGCGAAGGAGGCACUGGAGAUGAAUGCGUCGUGUUCGUACUGGAUUAGCGCUCGCGAUCGCAUCAGGUCACAGAUGGUGGUGUACGAAGACGACCUUUCAGUCAACGAGGAGAAGACGAGUUCCAAGGAGAAGAGCCCCGAGGAAGUCCAGGGCUAUAUCUUGCCUCAGAUAAUACCGAUGGGCACCAUUACAAGACGAGCCGUGGAGAACACAUGGCUCACGGCAAGUAACGCGAAGAAGAACAGAGUCGGAUCGGAGCUCAAGUCGAUGGUAAAAGCACCGCCGGGCUACUGCUUCGUCGGUGCAGAUGUUGACUCCGAAGAGCUGUGGAUUGCGAGUCUGGUCGGAGACGCUACGUUCAAACUACACGGUGGUAAUGCCAUUGGGUUCAUGACUCUUGAGGGCACAAAGGCCGCCGGCACGGAUCUCCACUCGCGAACAGCAGGCAUUCUCGGCAUCACGAGAAACGACGCUAAGGUCUUCAACUAUGGACGUAUCUACGGUGCGGGGCUCAAGUUUGCCGGUCAACUGUUGAGACAGUUCAACCCCAACUUGUCCGAGCAGGAGACAAACGUGACUGCGUCCAAGUUGUACGCCACGACAAAGGGUACCAAAACCAACAGAUCCGUACUCAGCAAGCGGCCGUUCUGGCGUGGCGGGACUGAGUCGUUCUUGUUCAAUAAGCUAGAGGAGUUCGCGGCCCAGGAGCGGCCGCGGACGUUCGUCCUGGGAGCCGGCAUCACGGAGGCGUUGAUGCGCAGAUUCAUCAACCAGAACGGCUACCUCACGUCGCGCAUCAACUGGGCUGUACAGUCAUCUGGCGUCGACUACCUCCACCUCCUUAUCGUCAGCAUGGACUAUCUCACAAGACGUUUCAACAUUGAUGCGCGUCUCGCCAUCACCGUUCACGACGAGAUCCGAUACCUGGUAAAAAAUCACGACAAAUACCGUGCGGCGAUGGCGCUUCAAGUGGCGAACGUCUGGACCAGGGCCAUGUUUUCUCAACAAGUGGGCAUCCACGAUCUACCGCAGUCGGUGGCGUACUUCUCUGCCAUUGACAUUGACCACGUUCUCCGCAAGGAGGUUGACAUGGACUGCAUCACGCCGAGCCACAAAACACCGAUCCCUCACGGAGAGAGUCUCGACAUCACUACGCUACUUUCAAAGGGAGCCGAAGCCCGUCUCGACCCCGCCAUCGUGCCCGACCCCUCGCACGCGCCCAAGUUUGACGGUAUCCAGUAUACGCCUCGCACGCCCGUCAUGGAUACCCUCGAGGACAGGACGACAGCCGACCCCUUCUUCCUCAAGGCGCAGAUCGCCAGCAGCGAGGUGGAGUUGAGCCAGGUGCUCAAGGACAGGAGAACAGCGCUCAAGGCGCAGGAGGAGAAGAUGCCCAAGCUUCCCAGGGCCAAGAAGGAGCGCAGCGUGUUGCCGUACCACUCGGACGCGAAGCUGGUCCCGACGAUGACGGUGUCGGACGCGAUUGGAAACAGGUUUUCGCGGUAUGAUGGGAAGAGCAAGUGGACGACGUGGCAGAAGGAGAAGGGCGUGGGCCGGUCGGGUCCUAGCUCUAGUUAUAAUGUACGAUGA
Colletotrichum phormii is the source of this 3447-nucleotide messenger RNA. Its product is annotated as DNA polymerase family A. Gene Ontology annotation, biological process: mitochondrial DNA replication. Gene Ontology annotation, molecular function: 3'-5' exonuclease activity; DNA binding; DNA-directed DNA polymerase activity. The coding region runs from base 1 to 3447 and encodes 1148 amino acids. Lineage: Eukaryota; Fungi; Ascomycota; Sordariomycetes; Glomerellales; Glomerellaceae. Gene Ontology annotation, cellular component: gamma DNA polymerase complex; mitochondrion. The transcript is spliced from 2 exons. The record is from RefSeq and is a predicted model, not a curated record.